Molecule: messenger RNA, 1358 nt
Organism: Panicum hallii
Lineage: Eukaryota; Viridiplantae; Streptophyta; Magnoliopsida; Poales; Poaceae
Product: putative tRNA (cytidine(32)/guanosine(34)-2'-O)-methyltransferase
Exons: 11
Coding region: 128-1081 (317 amino acids)
Biological process (GO): tRNA methylation; cytoplasmic translation
Cellular component (GO): cytoplasm
Molecular function (GO): tRNA methyltransferase activity
Source: RefSeq, a predicted model, not a curated record
CGCCUCGACUCGCUCCGCUCGCCCGUUGCCCGCCGCCCCUUCCUCCGUCGCCGCCGCCAUCUCCGAACAAGACCGCUCCGCGCCGCGCCUUCCUGCUCCCGGCCCGCCUCGUCGUCGCCAACUCGCCAUGGGCAAGGCCUCCAAGGACAAGAGGGACAUCUACUACCGGAAGGCCAAGGAGGAAGGAUGGAGAGCUCGCAGCGCCUUCAAGCUCCUCCAGAUAGACCAGGAGUUCAACAUCUUCCAAGGAGUGAAGCGUGUGGUUGAUCUGUGUGCUGCUCCUGGAAGCUGGAGCCAGGUUUUGAGCCGCAACCUGUAUGUACCAGCAAAACAGUCCCCUGAUUGCAAGGAAGGGGACCUUCCUCUCAUUGUUGCAAUCGACUUGCAACCGAUGGCCCCAAUAGAAGGUGUUAUACAAGUGCAGGGAGACAUCACUAAUGCCCGGACGGCCGAAGUGGUUAUUAGACAUUUUGAUGGAUGCAAAGCAGAUUUGGUUGUUUGCGAUGGUGCUCCUGAUGUUACUGGCCUUCAUGAUAUGGACGAAUUUGUUCAGUCCCAGCUUAUACUUGCGGCGCUUACAAUUGUGACUCAUGUACUCAAAGUUGGUGGAAAAUUUGUUGCGAAGAUCUUUCGGGGUAAAGAUACAAGUCUCUUGUACUGCCAGCUAAAAUUGUUCUUCUCACAAGUUACAUUUGCGAAGCCUAAAAGUAGCCGGAACUCAAGCAUUGAGGCGUUUGCAGUUUGUGAGAAUUAUUCACCUCCUGAAGGGUUUAAGGAGGAAGAUCUUUACCACCUGCUAGAAAAAGUGGGGACUCCUUCAGGAGCUGGCGAUUUAGAUUGCAGAAGCGGAUGGCUCGAGGGACCUAACAAGGUCUACAUUCCAUUUCUGGCCUGCGGGGAUCUCAGCGGUUACGACUCGGACCGAUCAUACCCGCUCCCGAGCAUAGAAGGCGGCUCCUACAGGAGCUUGGAUCCGGUCCAGCCUCCCAUUGCCCCGCCUUACAAAACCGCCUUGGAGAUGAAGAAGGCUUCCAGCCACGGUGCUAGUGUAGAUACCAUCAGACCAUCUGCGAACUCUUGAAUUGUGAUGUGGAUGCAGGAAUUGAGAUACCAUCAGACCAUCUGUUUUCAUGCAACCACCGUGUUACAUGGUGUAGGAAUUGAGACACUGUCUGGCUAUGAUGUUGCCCAACACUGCUAGUGUAGAAAAUGAUGAGGUGAAACUUGCGCUGGAUCCUGGAUUUUGGCUACUCCGAACCUGAUCUGAGAAAAUUUAGAAUCCAAAUGCUUACAAGUAAUUUUAACCUGUGGCUCUGUGCAAUAUGUACCUGAUCAGAAUAUCAAUUAUCUUGAGAUCA